AUGGAGCUGAAGAUCCCCGGGACAGGCCCCCGCGCUGCCGCCGCCAUCACACCAACGAGAUAUCGGCGAGAGCGGCCCCGUAACCAUAGAAACUCCUCCACGCUUCCGCCGGAAACCGGAAGUGGGAGCUGCAGCGGCAGGGCCAUGGCCGCUCCCGCGGACCCGUCGCUGCUGUCGGCCGAACUGGAGGCGGACGACGGGGAGGACGAGGCGCUGCGGCGGCUUCUGCUGCAGGUGACACAGGACGACGAAGAGCCGUCCCCACCCACCGGCCCCUCCCGCGCCGUCACCCCGCAGCCAGGGUUCUGCGUGAAGACCCGCGCGGGGGGGGCCAAGGUGUUUAUCAAUGUUUGUCAUUCGGGAGAGGUGCCACCUCCCCCGCCGCUGUCCCCCCCCGGGCUGCGCCGCCUGCUCCUACGCGACCCACCCGGGGCCUUUCGCAUCCCCAUGAGCCUGGGGGAGCCCCAUGCCGAGCUGGACCGCAGUGGGCAGGGCUGCACAGCCUAUGAUGUGGUGGUGAAUUCGGAGUUCUUCCGCACGCUGCAGGCUGAUCCCCUGUACCGCGAGUUCUUCCUGACUGUGGCGAUGGAGGGGCUGUCGGAGAAGUAUGGGCUGGAGCUGGAGCUGACUGGCUGGCGGGUGCUGCGAAACCGCCGGUUCUUGGGUUCCAUCUCGGCCCAAAACAUCCGGACGCGGCCCCAGCCCCACAUCCAGGAGCUGGAGGACUCCCCCGCCCCCCCUCAGUACGUGGUGGUGGCUGAACCCUCGUCCCAACACCCACGGGUGCUGCAGACACGAGUGUUGCUUCCACAGGCCGCUGGGGCGGAGUCGCUGUGGCUGGGGCUGAGUGAGGAACGGCUGGUGCUGAAGGAGGAAGGGGGCGGCCCCGCCCUGCUGGAGCUGGGGCUGCCCCACCCCGCCGACCCCGCCCGCUGCCACGCCCACUUCCACCGUGGAACCAAGGUCCUCACUGUGACGAUGCCCCUGCAGGCCUGAAGUGGGGGGGACCGCCCCGGAUGGCUGGAUGCCUCCUGGACGCCUAUGUUCCCCCUCCCCACUUCCCUUUUUUGUACAAAAAUCUGCAAUAAAAGGUCAAUCAAA
Molecule: messenger RNA, 1101 nt
Organism: Columba livia (rock pigeon)
Lineage: Eukaryota; Metazoa; Chordata; Aves; Columbiformes; Columbidae
Gene: PIH1D1
Product: PIH1 domain containing 1
Exons: 10
Coding region: 1-996 (331 amino acids)
Biological process (GO): rRNA processing; box C/D snoRNP assembly
Cellular component (GO): ribonucleoprotein complex; R2TP complex; cytoplasm
Source: RefSeq, a predicted model, not a curated record